Molecule: messenger RNA, 768 nt
Organism: Henningerozyma blattae CBS 6284
Lineage: Eukaryota; Fungi; Ascomycota; Saccharomycetes; Saccharomycetales; Saccharomycetaceae
Exons: 1
Coding region: 1-768 (255 amino acids)
Cellular component (GO): endomembrane system; membrane
Source: RefSeq, a predicted model, not a curated record
AUGAAAAAUUUUAAUGGAAAAUCAAUGAAAACUAAAAUGGAAGUAGCAAAUGCUGUUAGUUCAGCAAGCACAAGGUUUGAUCAAGAAAAGAAAAAACUUAGUGCCAUAAAUCAAUUAAGAUCAAAAACUCCCAAGAAAUAUACUGAAAAGGCUUUUGAUACUAAGAAUCGUAUGAAAAUUAUCAAAGAUGAGAAUUAUGAUGAACUUUAUGAUGAAACAGUACCUGUGGAAUUCACACUUCUCGAUAUUCUUAGAAUGCUUGGCGGGUUAGUAUUACUAUAUUCGAUUAUCAGCAAACUUUACUCGGGUUAUUGGUUUAUGAAAUUACCUCUAGGGGGUCCAAAAGGUAUGGAACCAAAGGCUAAUUCAUUACCACCAACAGUGCCAAAUUAUUGGUUAAAUGCAUAUAAUAAAGACAUUACUGAAUUUCCAAUUGAAUUCACCUGGGAUGAAUUAUCCAAGUUCUACGGUGGAAAUGUCGAUAGAAAUGAAAAAGAUGAGUCUAAGAGAAUCCUAUUAAGUGUGAAAGGUCAUAUCUUUGAUGUCACCAAGAGUAAAAACUUUUAUGGUAGUUGGGGGACAUAUAAAAAAUUUACGGGGACAGACUGUUCUAGAUCAUUUAGUUAUCCAAUGUGGGAUAUUUCUUCUUUAAGUAAACAAUGUAGUCAUAAGAUUGAUGAUUUGGAUGGAACUCAAAUGGGAAGAGUUGAUUCAUGGUUGGAAUUUUUCCAAUCCAAAUAUCCAGAGGUAGGUUAUAUAAACUUAUAA